AAACGGGAAAUACGGCUCGCUAGACUCAAGUAGGACUAGUCUCCGACCCUCGUAGCGGGGACCAAGCUGGAAGCGCCGCGUCUCGCUUCUCGUUCAACUUCAAGACUCAAGCUGGCCAGUCCGCGUAAUUUGCUCGCCAGUCUCCCCUCUUGCCAGACAUAAUUCCAAGAGGGAUUGCUCUAUCCAUAAUUGGUAGCGAGAAGGGCAGGCUAAGUCAAUUCACCUCGCCAUGCGCCAGACGUUGCGCCGGUCCUGCACCGCCUGCGCAAAGUACAAACACAGCUGCGACCUGGGCACGCCACGCUGCUCGCGAUGUAUCAAGCGCAGGGUCGAGUGCCACUACGCCAAUACACCCUUGACGGCGCCAUAUGUCCCUGCGCUGCGCGUGCGUCGUCCUCACUCACUAACACCGGUGGAAGGUCCUCCCUCCAUCGACGCCAGCUUUGCUGCCCUCGAUCCGUUCGACUCGUACCCAGUAACAAGGCUACCACGGAAGCACGUACAACGACUGAUCUACAACUUCCUUCAUAAGAUAGCUUUUCAAUACUAUCCGCUCGAUCUUAAUGCCGCGUCGAAUCCAUUCCUCGUCUCCUGGUGGCCCCUGGCGCUAGGUGAUCCGGCUCUGUUCCACGUCUCCCUGCAGACGGCAUGCCUGGACGAGGAGCUUUUAGCCCAAAAGGGGUUUCUCACGUCAGAGAUGCUCAUGGCCGACUCCGUGGCUCUUCUUCGACACAAGGUGGACAAUGCAGUGCUCGCGGUGCAGGACGGAACCAUGAAUUCCGUCAUCACACUGGCUGCAAUCGAGUUUGGAAAGGGCAACCUCGCAGCGAGCCAGAUGCACAUUGGCGGGGUGAAGAGGCUGGUGGCAUUGAGGAAUGGCAUGCACGCAGUCAGUCAGACGAGCCCUCUCACGGCGAGGAUGGUCAGCUGGGUCUCGAUGAUUGUGACAGGCGUCCCACAAUUUGACACCCAAGACGACGCUGGCAUUGGGGACGGCAUACCAACGUUGUCGGACUGGCAGAUUGACGCGACGUCCUUGCAGUAUAACGUACCCUCUCUGGACAAUCUCGACAUUGCAGACGACGUGAGGGAUGUGUUUACGCGACUGACAUACAUCUUUUGGAAUGCGAGUACUACAGCCAUGUCUAACACCAGGCUUCACGACCUUACGUGUUUCGUCGCACAUAGACUGUUGCGCUCAGAACAUGGUUCGUCGGUUGGUGAGCCGUCGCAGAUUUCCGAGUGCCUACGUGUUGCGAUGGUGCUGUACAUAUUUAUGCUCCAAGGACCAACGUACUUUUCACACGCAGUCAUGCAGAACAUGCUUGUCUGCCAGUUGCUCGACAGACUCGAGGGUGCUAUGGGCGGAGCACCACGUCAAUUAUGGUCGCUGGAGGUCUGGCUGCUUGGUGUCGGCAUGGCCGCAUCGCUCGGGACCGAUAAUCGCCAUCGGUUUCUGGAGAGGGCACGUCGUACGGCCUCUGUACUUGGGUUCGGCGGGACGGGGGAUGCACUGGCGGUGAUGAGGAGUAUCUUGUGGCUCGAGAGACUGCAUGGAGAAGGCAUCUUUCGACAAAGUUGGGAUGAAGCAUUAUUGGAAUCGAUAUGAAAGAGUCUUGGUAUAUGAUCUAGGCGUCCUCUUCGAGUCUUCGACUCGCAUCAAGCCCAGGCCUCGCUCGCAGAAACGUCUUGCUGCGGCUUUUGAGAGCAACAGACCUUUCCCACGGCUGAAGAUGGGCUUUUGCAUAUUCGCAGUGUACUUCUGGGUCCCAGUGCCAGCACAAAUCGCUACUGACCUAUGGCCGCUGCCUAUCGGUGCUCACUGCCUCACGGUGACGGUGCUCACCGGGUAACUAGCCCCACAUCAUCCGUCCCGUAACGUAGGCUUGGGAUCUCGGCCACAUUGUCGGGCACCGAGCGUCGUCA
This is a messenger RNA of Emericellopsis atlantica, 1926 nucleotides long. RefSeq lists its product as uncharacterized. Lineage: Eukaryota; Fungi; Ascomycota; Sordariomycetes; Hypocreales; Bionectriaceae. The transcript is spliced from 4 exons. Gene Ontology annotation, biological process: regulation of DNA-templated transcription. The record is from RefSeq and is a predicted model, not a curated record. Gene Ontology annotation, molecular function: zinc ion binding; DNA-binding transcription factor activity, RNA polymerase II-specific. The coding region runs from base 230 to 1609 and encodes 459 amino acids.